AUGGCUGAAGUGGUCAGAGAAUCUUCAUCAAUGGCGAAGAAGAAGUUCAAGAGAAGUUUUAAGAGAAAGCGAGAGGAAGAGGUCGAACGUAUGGAUUCACUUCCGUGGAGCACUUCUAUACCUAUCGGAGAAGACGACGAUGGCGAAACCUUCUCCACUCUCUUUGCAGGCACGGAUGAGCUCGACGGAGGUUUUCUUUCACUUGAAGAAAUUGAUGCAGCUGAUUACAAUUUGCCUCUUCCUACUACUGAAAGUGGAGAAACAGAGAAAGGGUUGAAGUCGAAGAAGAAACAAGCUCGAGAAAACAGUGAUGCAGUUAGCUGUGAUGAGGAUAACAAAGUAGAGGAGCUAGAUGGCGAAGAAGAGAUUCCCCCGGAAUUUGGUGCAUGGAGUAUGAUGAGACUUCAUCCACUACUCAUGAAGUCAAUAUACCAUCUCGGAUUCAAGGAGCCAACAGAAAUCCAGAAGGCUUGUUUUUCCGUUGCAGCAUUUCAAGGAAAGGAUGUUAUUGGUGCUGCGGAGACAGGGUCUGGAAAGACGCUUGCUUUUGGGUUGCCCAUACUGCAACGCCUAUUGGAUGAGCGGGAAAAGGUUGGUAAAUUGUAUGCAUUGAAGGGAGAAGAAGCACAGAAAUAUUCUGCUGAUGGCUAUUUACGAGCUCUUAUAAUCACUCCAACUAGGGAACUUGCUCUACAGGUGACAGAUCAUCUUAAGAAUGCUGCCAAAGAUCUUGGCAUCAGGGUCGUUCCUAUUGUUGGUGGGAUGUCAUCAGCGAAGCAGGAAAGACUUCUGAAAGGAAAACCAGAGAUAGUUGUUGGAACUCCAGGAAGGUUAUGGGAACUUAUGUCGGCCGGAGAAAAGCAUCUUCUAGAGCUACAUUCUCUGUCUUUCUUUGUGUUGGAUGAGGCUGAUCGCAUGGUUGAAAGUGGGCAUUUCCGGGAGCUGCAGUCUAUAAUUGACUUGCUUCCAGUGUCAGAUAAACCAAGUGAAAGGAAGACGCAAACCGUGCAGAGUUCUGACACAGUUUCCGAUGCUCCAAAGAAGAAAAGACAAACAUUUGUUUUCUCAGCUACCAUAGCACUGUCUUCAGACUUCCGUAAAAAGCUAAAGCGUAGCUCUUCAAAGUCGAAGCAGUCAUCCUCUGGUGAAGUGAAUUCUAUUGAGGUUUUAUCUGAACGAGCUGGAAUGAGGGACAGCGUUGCCAUCAUUGAUCUGACAACUGCAGCUAUUUUGGCACCAAAGAUUGAAGAAUCUUUUAUCAAGUGCGAAGAAGAGGACAAAGAUGCGUACUUGUAUUAUAUUCUGAGUGUCCAUGGACAAGGGCGGACAAUUGUUUUCUGUACAUCAGUGGCAGCUUUGCGGNAUAUCUGUGCGCUUUUAAAAAUUCUUGGAAUCGAUGUUUGCAAACUCUUCUCAGAUAUGAAGCAGCGAGCGCGGUUGAAGGCAAUCGACCGCUUCCGUGCAAGCGAAAAUGGAAUACUCAUAGCAACAGAUGUUGCAGCAAGGGGAAUUGAUAUUAAGAAUGUCCGGACUAUUAUUCACUACCAACUUCCACAUUCAGCAGAAGUAUAUGUACAUAGAAGUGGGAGGACCGCUAGAGCAUUUGCAGAUGGAUGCAGCAUAGCUUUGAUUACGCCUAAUGAUACUUCAAAGUUUUACUCGUUAUGCAAGUCAUUCUCUAAGGAAAGCGUAAAGAUAUUCCCUUUGGAUAGCUCUUAUAUGCCUGCGGUGAAGAAGCGAUUAUCGCUAGCACGUCAAAUAGACCAGAUUGAGCGGAAAGGUUCACGGGAGAAAGUAGACAGGACCUGGCUUGAAAAACAUGCUGAAUUGAUGGAACUUGAAUUGGAUGACGACGAAAGUGAAGAGGAAAAAGUGGACAACGUUAGGCAGAGAAAAGCGACGUCGGCACAACUUAAAAAGUUGCAGGAGGAACUUAGCUCGCUCUUAUCACGUCAGAUGCAGCCCAGCAAAUUUUCAGGCCGUUACUUUGCUGGGCGUGGUAUGUCGCAUCAAUUGCAGUCUCAGUUAGCAGAGAUGACCAAUCAAAAGCAACCACAAAUUCAAACUGUUGGAAAUAAAAAGAGAAGAAAGCUUCUUGUCGUUUCCCAGAACUGCAUCGAACCCCUUCAAGCCCUUCGUGCUUCUGGUAACGAGGUGAUAAACAUGAAAGGCCAGAGUGCAGAGAAGAGGCGCGAUAUAGCGAGCUUGAGGAAGAAAAGAAAGGAAGAGAAGAUAGGUCGGCGUGAUCAGCGAAGGGACCAGAAGAAACAGAGAAAGCUAAUGGCUUCCUCUUAA
Molecule: messenger RNA, 2295 nt
Organism: Arabis nemorensis
Lineage: Eukaryota; Viridiplantae; Streptophyta; Magnoliopsida; Brassicales; Brassicaceae
Source: the annotation of a GenBank genome assembly